AUGGCACCGGCCAUGCCGGCCUUUUCAGAUGAAGAAUCGCAUACACGCGAACGUCAACAUGGACACGACACCGACGACGUGGCUGUACCCUCAAGUCCGCUCUUGGAGUCGAGAUCGAGAUCGCCAGUUGGAUUGAGGGCCAGAUUGGGCUUGAGUGGCGUCGCUCGAAGGACUGUGGGCUUUGCGCUGCUUCUAUUAACGGUGUUCCUAUGGACAAUGUACAACUUUAUCGCCAGUUACAUAUUCUCCGACGAAACUUACAACAAACCCUUCUUUGUCGUCUACCUCAACACCUCUGUAUUCGCAAUCUCCUUGAUACCAAAGUUCUUCAACUACCUACGAAAGAAUGGCCUCCGUGGACUACGACACGAUGCGAACCAAGUCUGGAUAGACUACAAGCAUGGCACAAACUACACAACAUCCUUAGAUCGAAGCGAAGAUGAGCAGGCCACCGAGCGCUUGAUAGCACAAGGCUAUGGAAGCACCGAAGCCGCCCCAUUAAAUGAGAAGCUGAGCUUCAAGGAUACUGCUGUCCUGAGCUUCGAGUUCUGCAUGCUUUGGUUCCUGGCCAACUAUUUCUCAUCCGCCUGUCUCGAACAUACCAGCGUCGCGAGCGUAACAAUUUUGACGUCGACAAGUAGCGUAUGGACCCUUAUUUUCUGCUCCCUAUUUGGCAUCGAGCGCUUCUCUGGUGCCAAGAUAAUGGGCGUGGCAGCUUCGCUCGCAGGUGUCAUUCUCAUCUCAACGGUGGAUUUGGCUGAGCAGGCCGACGAGAACAGGGGAUCUUUUCCACGCAAGUCGUCUACACAGAUUGCUCUAGGAGAUGCAAUGGCACUUCUGAGUGCUGUCAUCUACGGUCUCUACGUGACGGUAAUGAAGCGCAAGGUCCCCAACGAGGACAAAGUCGAUAUGCAAAUGUUCUUUGGGCUUGUCGGCGUUUUCAACGUGCCGAGCAUUUACGAGGACAAGCACGUUUUCACAUGA
Molecule: messenger RNA, 984 nt
Organism: Fusarium graminearum PH-1
Lineage: Eukaryota; Fungi; Ascomycota; Sordariomycetes; Hypocreales; Nectriaceae
Exons: 3
Coding region: 1-984 (327 amino acids)
Biological process (GO): transmembrane transport; regulation of peptide transport
Cellular component (GO): membrane
Molecular function (GO): transmembrane transporter activity
Source: RefSeq, a predicted model, not a curated record